AUUUGUUUACAUCAUCAGCUGUUAAUAAUUCAAACCGGCAUAGGUAAUUUAUUUUCGUUCAAUUUUUCUCGUUUCUUUCCAAGAAAAAUCGAUAAACGACUGCAAAUGAGUUGAAAAUGAUUCAAUCGCGCAUCGCAUCCGUGUUAACCCGCCGUAUCAAACAAUUCUACCCAAUAAGAAGUGUACUGACAUCGCCCGCCUACCAUCAGCAUGCAAAAGAAAUUCUCAAAAUUGUGGAUCCAUACUCGAAGAUAAAAAUUCGCUGCAAUUGUGCGUUGAAGAUAGUGCCCUACGACUUGCUGGAUUGUCCCGAUUCGAAUCUUCUGAAAGCCUCGGUUAAUAGCGAGAAAGACCACAACCUGAAUGUUGAGAUUAGUGGCAACGAAGUGUCCAUAAGCGAUUCCAGUGCUCCUUCCAGUCCGGUGAGUUGCAUCCUGGAGAUUCCCAUCAAAGCCGAUCUGGAAGUGCUCAACAAUGGAAGCACAGCGGUUUUCGAUCUGUACAGUGACGAAAUCCGGAUCGAAUCCGGUGGCAAUGUGGACACCAAAAAUCUGCGCUGCACUUUGAUCGAUUUGAGAAGUGCGGACGGGAACAUUUCCUGCGCUGGAACGACACUGGCGCAGAUUAUCAAGGUGGUCACCUCUGGGACGGGAAAUGUGGCGCUGGAGAAACUGCAGGGCGGUGAGGUGGAAGUCGAAAGCAAUGAGGGGGACAUUUCGGUCACUUCGAGUUACUCUAACAAUUCCAGCUUCCGGACCAAUGGAGGCAACUUGCUGCUGAAGAGUAUCCAUAAAAAUUGUCAGGUGGUUUCGAACGGUCCCGGAAAGUUCGUCAUGAAUGGCUUUUACGGAACUCUCAAUGCCAAUGCGGCCAGCCGUGAGGUAUCCCUCCAGCUUUCGGAAACCGUGGGUGAAUGUACGGUGACUGCGCGGUCCGCUACGACCGUAGAUCUUGCCAUUAGUGACACCGUACUGGAAAAUACCGAAGUGCACGUAACGUGUGACCAACUGGAGGUUCAUCCCGACAUGGCGGGGGAUCAACACGCCGAGCUGGACGAGGCAGGGCAGGUAAGUUUCGGGAAGAAGGGUUCCGGUAAUAAGUUGAACGUACACGCCACCGGAUUGGUUACGAUGAAGAAAAUGUCUUGGACAGACUCCUUCGGGUUUGCAUUUAAAGACGAGUAAGCUACAACUUGUUUUAUAGCAUUAUUGUUAGUACUUAAUUAAAAAGAUUUAGAACUA
Messenger RNA from Aedes aegypti (yellow fever mosquito), 1241 nucleotides. RefSeq lists its product as uncharacterized. The record is from RefSeq and is a predicted model, not a curated record. Lineage: Eukaryota; Metazoa; Arthropoda; Insecta; Diptera; Culicidae. The transcript has 2 exons. Bases 117 to 1184 code for a protein of 355 amino acids.